CCUCCUCUUUCCUGUCACUCCCCCUCGUCCAAUCCUAGUUUUAUCUAACUAGAUCCGCGCCUUGAUGGGAAGACAUCGUCGACUUUGUCCUACCUGUUAUCUCUAGAUCCUGGCCAUCUGGUCGGUACGUGCAAGCCCAGUGAACCCGAUGGGAUAAGCAGUAAUUUUUAUUCGGGAGGUGACAUAUGUCUACAUCCUUAAUGGCUGAAAUAUUUAUGUCGUGCUAUAUGCUAUAUUACUUAGCAGGACCCCCUUUUCAAUUACCUUGCCUACCUAAGCUAUAUCCCUAUCCCAAUUUAUAGGUAUCUUCAUAUCAUUCCGGUCCAAGGCUUAGUACAGUGAUGGGCACUGGGUUAAGAUCUCGUUUCGAAGGGGUGAAGGAGAAGAUUCGUCUGCAUGGUGAUGAGAGUCAACAUGAACAAACUGAUCAAUGGAGUAAUCGUGACUUAAUCCCUUUACCCCCGAGCCGAAGAACUUGGGGCUGGUUUCAUUAUUUCGGUUUCUGGACAUUGUCGUCGCUGAACAUCACCAACUGGCAGACCCCAAGUAGCUUCUUGACUCAGGGAUUAUCCGUUCCCCAAGCUAUGUUAAUAAUAGUCGUCGGUCGUUUUCUGAUAUCCGCUUUUGCAACUCUGAUUGCCUGGUGUGGUCUACGGUGGCAUAUCGGCUUUACGAUCCAGAACCGCUUUACUUGGGGUAUGCGAGCGAGUUAUAUUCCUUUACUGCAACGGGUUUUGCUUAAUUUUAUCUGGAACGCCGUGCAGUGUUGGAAUGGCGGACGACUAGCUGCUGUUUGUUUGACAGCUAUUUCCCCGUCUUUUGCCAAUAUGCGAAAUUUUCUACCUGAAAGCCUACCAGCUACUAGUGAUCAGUUUGUCGGCUUUAUUGUCUUCUGGGUUUUGUCGACACCGUUGUUAUGGAUUCAACCGGAAAAGUUCAAGAUUCCUUUCUUAUUUACGUCUAUUUACAGCGCCUUGGGUAUGCUUGCUAUGAUGAUAUGGGCAUUGUCAACUGCAAAAGGUGUUGGUUCCCUCUUCAAUACUGGCGUAACGCUUCCAGAGGGAUCGUGGAGCGUCUCCUGGCUUUUAAUGGCUGGUAUCAAUCAGACCGUUGGGGGCGUUGCAGCCGGUAUCACCAACGGAUCUGACUUCUCCCGGUAUGCACGAAGCUGGAAAGGCUACGUGAUUGGAACGAUUACGUCGGGAUGGAUAACCGGUGUUCUUGUAUGCCUCGUUGGUCUAGUGACUACUAGCGCCGCUCAGAAGAUAUAUGGCGAGGUGUAUUGGAACCCACCAGACCUUCUAAUGAUGAUGAUGAACAAUGGGAACGGAUCCUCAGCGUCUCGGGCCGGCGUAUUCUUCCUUGCAUUCGGGUUCGGACUAACCAGCAUGUUUGAAAACAUUUGCGGCAAUGCGGUAUCCGGUGGCAUUGAUCUAGCCGGGUUAUGGCCACGCUACAUCAACAUACGAAGAGGUGCUAUUAUCACUUUUGUUGCCGCUUGGAUUGUCCAACCCUGGCAACUCGUGAAUAGGGCCGUCACAUUCAUCCAGGUCUUAAGUUCAUUCUCUGUUUUCUUAUCGCCCAUGAUCGGUCUCAUGGCGGUCGACUUUUUCCUUUUACGUGGGCGUAACAUCCGCUUGUCGCAUUUAUACUCCGGAUCCAACUCAUCAUACUGGUACUGGAAUGGUGUUAAUUGGCGAGCGAUCAUAGCAUGGAUCUGUGGCUGGGCCCCAACCAUCGGCGGUCUGAUUACCACUGUUAAGCAGGAUGCUGGUGCGCCUAACGCUCUAAGCGAAUUAUACUUCAUGGCGUUCUUCAUAGGUUUUUUUACGAGCGCGAUAAUUUUCUUUGGUCUUAACAAGCUUUUCCCUGUCGAGGGGAUGGGCGAGUACGACGAAGUUGAUAUUUACGGAACUUUCACUAUCAAAGAAGCAGCGAAACUAGGAGUUGUUCAUGUGGAGUUCCAAAUUGACGGUUUAGAAAGCGGCAAUGAUUCUCUAAGCCAAGAAAUAUUCGAGAAGAAGGACUAAUUUAUAAUCCAAUGUAGAGUUAGAGGCCCGUCCAAACCCUCGGUAGUUAACGCAGCUCUACACAACUCUUGUGGAAAUGGCAUGUCUAAACGACGAGCGUAUUUAUCCAUUUAACCCAUAGCUGCUCCUACGUAUUUAAGUUAUAUCUCA
Molecule: messenger RNA, 2180 nt
Organism: Daldinia vernicosa
Lineage: Eukaryota; Fungi; Ascomycota; Sordariomycetes; Xylariales; Hypoxylaceae
Product: uracil permease
Exons: 5
Coding region: 342-2030 (562 amino acids)
Biological process (GO): nucleobase transport; transmembrane transport
Cellular component (GO): plasma membrane
Molecular function (GO): nucleobase transmembrane transporter activity
Source: RefSeq, a predicted model, not a curated record